AUGGAUACGAACAGAUCAGAAAUAGCGGAACUCAUUGCACGAAGGGGGCACGAAAUCUUCUCGAAAUCAUCUGAAAAGUUGGCUGCAUAUGGUGAAAAUACGAGAAAACGCAAAUUCCGAGAGGCCAUCGAUAUACUGACCGAGAGAAAUCUAAUGAACAGGAGACUUGAAGAAGGCGUGAUCAGCGAAAACUUUGCAUAUUGCACAAACAAACUCGGAGAUGACCAGGCAAGAGCAAGAUUAGCAAAAAGAAGACGACUGGAUCAACGUAAUAUCCUUCAUUUUAGGAAAAGAGAUCGCAAGGAGACGAGAAAGGAACAAUCGGAAGCAAAGAGGAGACGUCUUCAAUGA
Molecule: messenger RNA, 351 nt
Organism: Protopolystoma xenopodis
Lineage: Eukaryota; Metazoa; Platyhelminthes; Monogenea; Polystomatidea; Polystomatidae
Source: the annotation of a GenBank genome assembly